GAGUAAGGGGUUCUCUGAGGGGGCCACUGGUCCUUUGGUCAGGUAUAAAAGGAAAGCGUUAAAGGAGGUAGGACAGCAGCACAGGAGCAAGAGCAAGAACACAUCUGCAGCCAACAUGAGCAACACUGACCUGAGCAUGAGGGGCAGGAUCAUCUUCUACGAGGACAGGAACUUCAUGGGUCGCUCCUAUGAGUGCAUGAGCGACUGUGCCGACAUGUCCUCCUACCUGAACAAGUGUCAUUCCUGCAGGGUGGAGAGCGGCUGCUUCAUGGUCUAUGACCGGCCCAACUACAUGGGAAACCAGUAUUUCAUGAAGAGGGGCGAGUAUGCUGACUACAUGAGCAUGUGGGGAUGGAGUGGGUGCAUCAGGUCCUGCCGUAUGAUCCCCAUGCACAGAGGCUCCUACAGGAUGAAGAGCUACGAGAGGGAGAACUUCGGAGGUCAGAUGUACGAGCUGAUGGACGACUGCGACUCCAUCAUGGACCGCUACCGUAUGUCCGACUGCAUGUCCUGCCACGUGAUGGACGGCCACGGGCUGAUGUACGAGCAGCCGCACUACAGAGGCAGGAUGAUGUACCUGAGGCCCGGAGAGUACAGGAACUUCAUGAACAUGGGCAUGAGUGGGAUGAGGUGGAUGAGCAUGAGGCGCAUCAUGGAUUCCUGGUACUAAAUGUUCACUGAAUGUAUUAAAUGCCAUUAAAUAAAAUCA
Molecule: messenger RNA, 709 nt
Organism: Monopterus albus (swamp eel)
Lineage: Eukaryota; Metazoa; Chordata; Actinopteri; Synbranchiformes; Synbranchidae
Product: gamma-crystallin M2-like
Exons: 3
Coding region: 116-670 (184 amino acids)
Biological process (GO): lens development in camera-type eye; visual perception
Molecular function (GO): structural constituent of eye lens
Source: RefSeq, a predicted model, not a curated record